CGAGCUCACCAAGCACCUAGGAAACAGGAACUACAACAAAAAGACAUGUGCUGGAGAGCGAUGUCACCACGAAUCUCGGGCCAUGCAGACAUACUCUUGUGUUGUGAACGUGAAGGUGGCCGAUAGCAUCACCUGAGCGACUUGCAAGAUCCCCUUACACACAUCCUCACCGAAAACGUAAACACGCGACAACACAACUACCAAGGAGCCCUCGGUGUACAGAUUCAUUGCCCCGCACGAGUGGGAAACGUCGAACCAAUACAUACGUAUAGAAAGUCAUGAGUGUUGAGAAUGGCAUCACACCAGUAUAGCCUUCGAAGCAGAUUGGACACUCAGUCGCCUGCCCUGCGCACGACGCCAACAUGCUCCCCAGUCGUCGCUAAAGCACCAGCAGCGUUCAGCCGGAAGACACGCCCGUCCGACAUCACUUUACAACUGCAUCGAGUCAUUGGAACAACCACAAACAAUCCCAAUGGAUUGACAUGCUGCGAAUCCACAAACUCUUACGCUUAUUGUGCCGGGGCUGUUGCUGUCCUGGCCAAACUCGAGCCCGGCAACGCGCCUUCACAUCGAUACUUCAAGGCUCGACCCACUGCGCCCUCACUCCAUCCUCCCACCUCACAUUACGAGAACUCGCCUGUGACUACACCUUCAAAGAGACGGACAACCACAUUCACCCCACGAAAGGGGCAAGAUGAACAAAAUGGGGGCUACUUUGGACGGGAUUGGUUGGAUGAGUCCACAGGUCAGACGUGGACAGCAAGAGAGCGGAUAAAGACGGUGUCCUGUGUGGCCUUGAGUCAGGAUGGACGAUGGCUUGCCGUCGGUGAGUCUGGGUACGGACCUCGAGUUCUGCUCUUCUCUACCGCUGACGAAGCGCCUUGCGAUGUUCCGACUUCGAUCGUCAGCGACCAUACUCAUGGGGUCCAGUGUGUCGCAUUCAGCUCGGACAUGAAAUACCUUGCAACUCUUGGCAACCUCAAUGACGGCUUUCUAUUUGUAUGGUCGUUGAACUCGAGGACGGGGCAGUUAGCGCUACACUCCGUGAACAAAUGUACUACUAGCGUCUGUGACAUGGCGUGGUGUGGCAACAGUUUGAUCACGGUCGGAACAAGACACAUCAAGAUCUGGCAAACCAAAGAUACGACGAAGAAGUCUCCAUCCAAGAAGCCGAGAUUUUUCAGAGCUUCUGAAGCUUAUUCACCUAGUCCAGGCCCUGCCCCGGGGCCUGCUCCAUUGCAGGGACGAAACUGUCUGUUGGGGACAAUGGUGGACUCGACAUUCACUUGUGUAGCGGUGGUGGAUGACCAGCUUGCUGUUGUUGGGACAGAGACAGGACAUCUCUGCUUGGUUGACACUUCGCAAGAUGUGCUCGAGUUAAGGAUUUUGAAAAAGAUGGAUUUCUCUAUUUCAUCAAUCACAUAUGUUGCGGAGACCAAACGAGUCCUCAUUGGUACAUCGCACGGCCUGCAGUCAGAGGACUUCAAUCUCUUAUUAGGAUCGCAGGUCGAAUCACCCAAAGCAUCGAAGCGCAAACCACCCCGACAUUCCAUUCGACGCUCCCUUGGCCUUGUCCACCAGACAGUGCAGGGCUUGACGGCUGUUGGAACACUACAGAGUCAUGUCAUCACUCUUGACAACAACGGCACCUUGAAAGUCCAGACUUCCGAAAAUGACGACCAGAGCAACUGCCCGCUGACCUCCGCGGCACAUAACAGUACAGUCCUUGGCGUGCAAGUGCUCCCAGCAUCAGCUGGCAUGGGUGCAUUCUUUACAUGGUCAAGGAAUGGAGAGGUCAAGUUUUGGAGUUCGGACGGUGAGCUGCUAAAGCAGGAAGUUGUCGACCUGGAAGAGUCCGGACUGGACGAUGAUGGCUGCGAAAACGAAAUGAACCAGGUGCAUUUUCUACCAGCACUUGGCUGUUUUGUCGCUGGUGAUCGGUUUGGUGUCAUACGACUGAUCAGAUAUUGCCCUUGGCAGAUUUUGCAAACCAUACGUUCGCACAGCGCAGAGGUUACCAGUAUUGCCAGCCAUGAAGCCCAAGCUUUGGUCGCUACAUGCAGCAGGGACCGUAUGAUCCAAGUCUUCCGAGUCGGCGGAGAGAAUCUGGAUCUACUCCAGACAUUGGAUGAGCAUGUCGGAGCGGUAAACCAAGUGUUGUUUGUGCAGAACGGCGAGAAGCUCCUCUCGUGCUCGUCUGAUCGGUCGUUGGUGAUUCGUGACAGAGUGUUGCGCAAUGAAGGCGGUGUUCAGACUCCAGCAUACCUGACCACGAAAGUUGUCACGCUCAAGGGCGCCCCACUGUCGAUGGCAAUCUCGACGGAGAAUAAGGUGCUCGUAUCAACCAUGGACCGCCGUGUCACGAAGGUUGACAUUUCGACAGGCGCUUUGACCGACUCGUUCAAAGUGGGAGACUCGGAAAAUGACGAGACGGUAUGCCUCAAUCGCAUCGCCUCCCGGUCGAGUCGCGAGUGUACAGAUGCGUCGCAACGUCUGGUCAUCGGAUACUGUUCCAUGGACAAAUCUAUUCGGGUCUACAAUGGGAAAAACAUGAUGCUUCUGGGCCGCGAAUCUGGCCAUACUGAAGGUGUGAGCGAUAUUGCUCUCCUUGAACACUCUGGAGAUGAAGACAAUGGCCGGCAUUGCACCGCUGUCAGUACUGGAUUAGACGGAACGAUCAUGAUCUGGAGGAUUUUGAGUCACACUUCGGUACACUCGCCGCAUUAUUCGCAGGAGCGAACUCAAGGCCUGGGGAUAUCCUCAGGUGCCUCUGAGGAUGAAUGGGUCAAGCCGAGCCCUGCAUCUCUUCCACCGCUGAGAAAAGUCUUGACAAAGUUGGACAUCGCCGAACUCACGAAAGAAAGCGGCCUAGCUUUGCCAUCUUCGCCCCAGACUUUGUCUCCGAUGCGACUGAAACGGAAGACAUCAAGACUUGCUCUCACUAGCACGUUGGACGACGUUGAAGAGGCACCAUCCCGCGCGCUGGAAAGCUCGGUUGCACGAAAUGAUUCACCAAAGAAGGAUCCACGACGCUCACCCUCUCCGCCGCCACUUCGGGUCACGUCUCGAUUGACAAAGCAGCCCUCGAGAACAGAUCUUAGCAGAGACCUCGAGUCUGCUCAAAAGGCCGGCGCCAUGGGACGUUCUGUGUCUCCGCCGCCAAUGCCCAUAUCCAUGCCUACAACGCCCAAAACCCGAAAUAAAUCCAACAACGGUCGGUUACGGCGAGCACCUUCGGUCCCGACAGAUCUACGAUCCCACCAUGUGGCUUCGAGUCGCAGGCAAAGCAUGAGCCAAGCAUCCGAAUUUGGUAGCUUAGGCAUGGCUACUGAACAAGCCGCCCGAAUGUUGAAGACCUACAGAAAGAAACUGGCCAGUAGCAGGGAUAUUGUCAGUCUCGACGAUUUGGAGGAUGAGGUGCGUUCUCUGUUGACAAUUAUACAAGAAAGAAAGGACAGGACGCUUCCGGCGAUGCCGCAAAUACAUCGUGAGGGCGUGGGAAGUUCGGGUCGUAGAGCCGCCGCGAAAGCUGCAACAGAGAGUGACGUUGACAGACUGACUGUCUUACUGGAGAGGGCUAAUAUGGCUGAUACUCAUACGAUGUUCAUGAAAGCAGCAAAGGGGCAGGAUGCCCCAGCCAAGGAGGAUAUGGUUGUCGACGUGAAUGUUGAUUGAACCCGAUGACGGAAUGAUAUAUCAAGAAGGCGAAAGGCCGCCCAAACUGCCGGCGUGUACAUUUUGUGAUUAUAUAGCGGUCGAGCUCUGGUCUGCGGAUUGCUCAUCUGACAGGCGUUUGGAAGAGAAGGGAGCGCAAACCUGUGUCUACCAGUGCAAAUGGCGUAGGAGCCUGAAGGUUUAUAUCGAAUACAGUGUCCAUGGCGGGCACAGUGGCGGCAACGGCAUUGUAUCAUACUUGUGUCUAAUACACACGUGCUUGUGAUGUUCUGUGCAGUCGUCUCUGCCUUGAUGAAUGAAGGGGUAUUUCCAACGAGGCUGAAAAAGCUACCAUCUUCCCC
Messenger RNA from Exophiala viscosa, 4016 nucleotides. Its product is annotated as WD40-repeat-containing domain protein. Lineage: Eukaryota; Fungi; Ascomycota; Eurotiomycetes; Chaetothyriales; Herpotrichiellaceae. The coding region runs from base 292 to 3675 and encodes 1127 amino acids. The transcript has a single exon. Gene Ontology annotation, molecular function: protein binding. The record is from RefSeq and is a predicted model, not a curated record.